Molecule: messenger RNA, 2608 nt
Organism: Trichomycterus rosablanca
Lineage: Eukaryota; Metazoa; Chordata; Actinopteri; Siluriformes; Trichomycteridae
Gene: rab41
Product: RAB41, member RAS oncogene family
Exons: 8
Coding region: 172-807 (211 amino acids)
Biological process (GO): vesicle-mediated transport
Molecular function (GO): GTPase activity; GTP binding
Source: RefSeq, a predicted model, not a curated record
UGUCGCGGUUUCUGGGUGGAACAGUUGGAUUUUCUGUGUUGGACGCAAUGCGGCGCUGGAGGACUCGGAAACUGUGGCUGAUUCUCUCCCGCUGCUGUCUGAUGCUACACUGUCCUUGGUCUGCUCACCGAAAACAGCCUACACAGCCCUUGUUUGGUUUAUUCAAUAAACAUGUCCACUACGACCGGCGGCGGAGAGUUCGGAAACCCUCUGCGAAAAUUUAAGCUUGUCUUUUUGGGCGAGCAGAGUGUUGGGAAGACUUCUCUAAUCACCAGGUUUAUGUAUGACAGCUUUGAUAAUACUUACCAGGCAACAAUUGGUAUUGACUUUUUAUCAAAAACCAUGUACCUGGAAGAUCGUACGAUUCGGCUGCAGUUGUGGGACACAGCAGGGCAGGAGCGCUUCCGUAGCCUCAUCCCCAGCUACAUCCGUGACUCAGCAGCCGCUGUGGUGGUGUAUGAUAUAGCAAAUCUUAACUCAUUUCAGCAGACUUCCAAAUGGAUAGAUGAUGUCCGAACAGAGAGAGGAAGUGAUGUCAUUAUCAUGCUGGUUGGCAACAAAACAGACUUGGCUGAUAAAAGACAGAUCACCACGGAAGAGGGCGAGCAGAGGGCUAAGGAACUGAAUGUCAUGUUCAUUGAAACCAGUGCAAAAACUGGCUACAAUGUCAAACAGCUGUUUAGACGUGUUGCUGCAGCCUUGCCUGGGAUGGAUAGUGCGCCAGAGAAAAGCAAAGAGGACAUGAUUGACAUUAAACUGGAGAAGUCUCCUGAACUGCCGGUGACUGAAAGCAGCUGCUCUUGCUAGUACCCACCCCGGAUCCACACCAUCUCGGCCUCCUCCCCACCAACAGCUUGUCUCUCGGUGGCCCUGUGCCAUUAGUCAGAGCUUUUUUUUUCCUCUUGACUCAGUGACUUUUCGGAGUAACCGUGUGGAUGUGCUAUUACUCUGUAAUUAAACAGAUUAUUAAAAUAAGUAUAUAUAUAAAUGUUAAAGGGAAAAAGUCAAGACAUCACAGUAUAAGUAAAACCCUCAUAAGAUUUUCAUCUGUUUUAACUGCAUGGCAUUAUAUAUAAUUGCAGAGUGAUGUGGCUCAUCUGCUCUUGCAGUUUUUUUUGGGCAUUAGUGUUACAUCUCACGUGUUGGAUCAAUGUCCUCAUGUCAUUUUUAUUUCAGUAAACAAAAUAACAGGGGGGGCUAAAAAGCAGUGUGUGAUAUUUUUCAUUUGCAGUUUUUUCCCCUUCUCAUUAGCAGCUAUUUUAUAAGGAGGUAGUCUGUAAGGAGCCGGUUCUGAUCCAAACAUUAUAGUACAGACCUUUCAUAACUUUAGGUCAAUUUAAGGUUGAAUGUCAUGUCAAUAUUUAAAGAAAAAGUCAUUUGGACAACUGUUAGAGAUCAGUAUACAGUCUUUCUUUCAGGGUAUCUGUGUAUGGCCAAAGAAAACUUGAUAAAAGUAGGAAAAUAUAGACGAGUCUUCAUUCUAGUCAGGAUCUUUUACUCGUUUGCAUCUUUUUACACAUCUCUGUAGGAAACUGCAUGCACAUACCUGUAGUAUCUAACUGAGACAAGUGGAUGUAUAUUCUCAAAAAACGUUUUCUAGAUACUAGAUGUCAUUAUAACAUGCAGUCUGUGUUAUGUAACCUAUCUGUAAAUUUAUAAGACCUAACCCUAAAGUAAAAGGACGUAUGUACUAAUACUGCAUAAAUACCUAGGUAAACACAAGGUUUCUUGAGGUAAAGGAAAGAAGUCGUUCACACUAGAUGGUGUUCUGAAUUUUUGCAGCUGAAUCUGCUCUCUGCUCUGUACUCACUGCCACUUGUUUUGCUUGUGUUGGUUACACUAUUGUAGAACCAGCAUGCUCUGUAAGGGUGGUUGUAACAUAAAGUGCCGUGCUUGUUUUGCUCAGUCGGGUCAGAGUGCACCAAAUCACAGCAUUUUGGUUUCGAGAGGCCUGCUGAUUUGCAUAGAGCCGCAGAGGCUUAGUAAGCAGAAUAUCCGGAUUUUUUUUGUACGCAGUCAACGCUUAGUGUAGAAAAAUGUUUUGAGGAGUUGUUUCACGAGCAUGUGUUGCUAAUGCUCGUUUUAUAACUGUUGGUUUUACGUGUUAAUUUAUUUCGCACUCAAAAAGAAACAAUGUGUUGUAUGCUUGACCUGAAAGUUCAUUAAAACUUGAGGAAACAAUCAGUUGUUUUUAUGGCUUGCUCUGCUUUGGCUACUGUAUCACAGAGACCUGGUUGUGUAAGUUUUUCAUCACUAUGGUAAAUUUUCCCUAUCAAUUGUAUGCUGUGUAUGUAUUUGUAAGAAUAUAGCUUGACUGGAUCUAUAGUUGCGUGUGCACAAACACUCAGCUGUACAUUUUGACACCAUGGUGCACAGCAAGCUUGUUUUGAUGUUAGCAUUUGACAUUACACAGAUAUGUAUUUAAUUACACGAAACGAAUCUCUUGAACAGCUCUACACAUGCCGUAACUGAUUGAAUACUCUGCAGUGUGCUAUUCUAAAAUGUAUUAGUUGAAAUAUGCUGUCUAGUGUUAGCAAAAUUUGUGUGAAAAAUCUGCUGUUAAAAAAAGGUUGAAAAACUGAGGUGUAUCACAUUAAAUAAAGAUAUU